AUGGAUUAUUUAAAGAAGGCCAUAUGGGGUCCUGACCAAAAAGAACAACAACGUAUUAUUAAGGGUAUAUUAAGGAAAAACAAUCGUUGUAUUGAUAAAUCUUUAAGAGAACUUUCUGCAUUACAGGCUAAAACACAACAAAUAAUAAAAAGGUCUGCAAAGAAGAAUGAUAUUAGAGCAGUCAAAAUUUAUGCUAAGGAGUUAUACCAAAUAAAUAAACAAUAUAAUAGAAUGUACACGUCUAAAGCUCAAUUAGAAUCUGUUGGAAUGAAAAUAGAAGAGGCGUUUAAGAUGAACAUGAUAUCUACCCAAAUGGCUCAAAGUACAGGACUCAUGAUGGAAGUUAAUCAGUUAGUCAGACUACCUCAGUUACAAGGUACAAUGAUUGAAUUAGAAAAAGAACUGAUGAAAUCCGGAUUAAUAAGUGAAAUGAUAGACGACACUAUGGAAUUGGUAGGAGAAGGUGAAGAAGAGUUGGAUGACGAAGUUAACGAAGAAGUUAACAAAAUAGUCGAACAAUAUACGAAUGAAAUAUUCGAAAAAGUUCAAGAUACAUCUGGCACAACUUUCAAGAUCCCAGAAAGUCAAAAAGAUUCCGAGGUUCCUGAAGAUCAAAUAGAUGGAGAGGCAGAUAACAUGAUUAAAGAAAUGAGAGAAAGAAUAAAGGCAUUACAAAGUUAA
Tetrapisispora phaffii CBS 4417 is the source of this 681-nucleotide messenger RNA. RefSeq names its product ESCRT-III subunit protein VPS24 (gene VPS24). Bases 1 to 681 code for a protein of 226 amino acids. Lineage: Eukaryota; Fungi; Ascomycota; Saccharomycetes; Saccharomycetales; Saccharomycetaceae. Gene Ontology annotation, biological process: late endosome to vacuole transport; protein transport; endosome transport via multivesicular body sorting pathway. Gene Ontology annotation, cellular component: ESCRT III complex; multivesicular body. The transcript has a single exon. The record is from RefSeq and is a predicted model, not a curated record.